This is a messenger RNA of Suhomyces tanzawaensis NRRL Y-17324, 1128 nucleotides long. RefSeq names its product cyclin-dependent serine/threonine protein kinase (gene CRK1). Gene Ontology annotation, biological process: protein phosphorylation. The record is from RefSeq and is a predicted model, not a curated record. Gene Ontology annotation, molecular function: ATP binding; cyclin-dependent protein serine/threonine kinase activity. The transcript has a single exon. Lineage: Eukaryota; Fungi; Ascomycota; Pichiomycetes; Serinales; Debaryomycetaceae. Gene Ontology annotation, cellular component: nucleus. The annotation marks the transcript as partial.
AUGACGCAAUCAGACUCGGCAGCAAAGGCCGAAGUGCCUCCUCCGAGUGACAGCGGUCUGGUCAGCUCAGGACUCUCGCCACGCCCCACCAGUGUGGUGGCCCGUAAAAGGCUUCUUCAUUCAAAAGAGCCCCAUGCCUCGUUGGAAAUGAGCAAAUUAAGGGAUUUCGAGAUAAUAGAGAAGUUGGGGCAGGGAACGUUCGGGGUGGUGCAAAAGGCCAAGUCCAAACGGUCGGGAAAGUUGGUUGCACUUAAGCAGCUUAUCAAUCACUCAGCCAAAGAAGGGUUUCCCAUCACAGCCAUGAGAGAAAUCACCAUUUUGAAGCAGUUAAGACACGAAAACAUCCUCAAGAUCUCCGAGAUGAUUUUCGAGGAGCCUAGGGUCUCGAAUCUGGCCGAUUUGGUGACGCAUAGAGGCUGUUUUUACACUGUGUCGCCAUAUAUGUGUUCUGAUCUCGUUGGAUUAUUAGAAAACCCAGCCAUACAUCUCGAGUUGGAGCACAUCAAGUGCUUGAUGUCGCAACUCUUGCACGGGAUCCAGUUCAUCCACGAAAACAAGUUCUUGCACAGAGACAUCAAGGCAGCAAAUAUUUUGAUUGACUUUAAUGGAGUGUUGAAAAUAGCCGACUUCGGGUUGGCCAGAACGUACCAUGGUGACGUUCCAGUGCUUGGAAAAGGACCAGGUGGAGGUGAACGUUCCUACACCGGAUUGGUGGUCACCAGGUGGUACAGACCUCCGGAAUUGUUGUUGGGAGAGCGCAAGUAUACCACGGCAGUUGAUUUGUGGGGAAUUGGCUGUGUUUUCGGGGAGCUUUUCACACAUAAACCAAUUUUGGUCGGAAAAUCAGAUGUGCACCAAGCACAGUUGGUAUUUGGGCUCGUUGGUCCACCAACAGACUGGACACAGGCAGCAUUGUUACCCAACAAAUCGGACUUCAACAUCGGACUCACGUGCAAGAGAACGUUGGAGGCCAGAUUCAAGGAUUUGAUGCCGGAAGACGGGAUUUCUCUAUUAAGUGGCUUGCUCACUUUGGACCCCUUGAAGAGAUUCAAUGCGUUGGACGCUUUGAAGCAUGAAUUUUUCUCCAAUAGUCCUGUUGGAGUGAAGCCACACGAAUUACCAAAGUUU